This is a messenger RNA of Aethina tumida (small hive beetle), 2359 nucleotides long. It is a transcript of the gene Nsun2, whose product is annotated as tRNA (cytosine(34)-C(5))-methyltransferase. The record is from RefSeq and is a predicted model, not a curated record. The coding region runs from base 87 to 2189 and encodes 700 amino acids. Lineage: Eukaryota; Metazoa; Arthropoda; Insecta; Coleoptera; Nitidulidae. Gene Ontology annotation, biological process: tRNA methylation. The transcript is spliced from 9 exons. Gene Ontology annotation, molecular function: tRNA binding; tRNA (cytidine-N5)-methyltransferase activity. Gene Ontology annotation, cellular component: cytoplasm; nucleus.
CAUAACCUUAUAUUAGGUUAGAAGUGUUUAGGUGUAAAUAGAGGAAAACGUGUUUUUGGUUCAAGAUUUUUUCCAUUAUAAGAAUUAUGGGUCGCCGCAAAGCAGGUUUUGUAAAAAAUCAUCGUUUCAGACAUAAGAAGGACCAAAACACCGAAAACAAUGAAGUGAGAAAACCUUAUAUAGAUAUCGUCAGAGAAAAUGAAAAAUUCGUCCAGUACUACAAGACUGUUGGCAUAUGUAAGGAUGAUGAAUUUGAGCAAUUCAUCUCGACAAUGAAAACAGACUUGCCAGCAACAUUCAGAAUCACUGGGUCAAAGGGUGUGGCAUCAAAAUUAUUAGAAAUUGUUGAAACUCAACUGAUUAAAGAAUGUGUUAAUCAAACUGAUGAAAAUGAAAAAGCGCCAAAUAUAUUUCCAUUACCCUGGUAUCCAAAUAAGCUGGCAUGGCAGAUGGAACUCACUCGAAAGGAUAUUAGAAGAUGUGAAGCAUAUUAUAAGUUGCACAAUUUUCUAAUUUCUGAAACGGAACAUGGAACUAUUUCCAGACAGGAGACUGUCAGUAUGAUUCCACCAUUGGUGUUGGAUGUACAAUCACAUCAUAAAAUUUUAGAUAUGUGUGCAGCACCUGGUUCUAAAACAGCCCAAUUGUUAGAGCUGUUACAUGCCAAUGAUGAUCCAAUUCCAUCAGGAUAUGUUAUAGCAAAUGAUGUGGAUAAUAAGAGGUGUUACAUGUUGGUUCACCAAGCUAAAAGAUUAAACUCGCCCUGUGUUGCUAUCAUUAAUCAUGAUAGUGCUAUUUUACCUAACAUGACUGCAACUUUGCCAGAUGGGUCAACUGAACAGGUGCAAUUUGAUAGAAUUUUAUGUGAUGUACCCUGUUCUGGUGAUGGUACACUAAGGAAAAAUCCUGACAUAUGGAUGAAGUGGACACCAGCUAAUGGCCUGAACUUACAUGGAAUCCAGAGUAGAAUCUUAAGACGUGGCAUAGAACUUUUGGCAGUAGGAGGCAAAAUUGUUUAUUCUACUUGUUCUUUGAAUCCCAUCGAGAAUGAGUCUGUGAUACAUCGCUUAUUAGCUGAAACUGAUGGUGCUGUAGAAUUAGUAGAUGUAAGCAGUGAUUUGCCUGGUUUAGUCUACACUCCAGGCAUGGAAGAAUGGAUGGUUGCAAGUAGAAAUCUUGAGUUUUAUAAGAGCUUUGAUGAGGUAGAUGAAAAGUGGAAAACUACGAUCAGACCACAAAUGUUUCCACCAAAACCAGAGGACAGAGAGAAAUAUAAGUUAAACAGAUGCAUUAGGAUAUUGCCUCAUCAACAGAAUACUGGUGCAUUCUUCGUUGCGGUCUUAAAGAAGAUAAAACCUUUGAAUGCAAAGGAGAGGCCAGCUAAGUCAGCCGAAGAGGAAGCUAAAAGGGCUGAAGAAGAAGCAAAGAAACGCGAAAACGAAGACAGGCUUCCUGAGAAUCAGAGGAAACGUAGAAGGAAGGAGGGAUACAGAGAAGAUCCAUUUGUGUACUUCCCAGAAAAUGAACCAGUGUGGCAAGAUAUUAAAAAGUUUUACGAUAUAUCAGACGAUUUUGACGCCAAGUGUCUCUUAACUAGGUGUAAAGAAGGCAAAAAGAAAAAUAUUUAUUUAACAUCUGAAGCCCUCAGAGAUUUGGUUGUGAAUAACCAAGGAAAUAUUAAACUUAUUAACACUGGUGUUAAAGCAUUUGUCAGAUGUGACAAUAAAAAUAUGAAAUGUGCAUUCAGAAUUGCGAAUGACGGUUUGGAAAGUAUUUAUCCUUACAUUGGUGAGGACAGGAAAAUAAAUAUUCCAAAGGAAGAUCUUAUUACACUUCUAAUGAAUGAUACACCUGAGAAAUCACCCCCAAUUACAUCAUUAUCACAGAAUAUUCAAGAUCAACUAAAAGAUUUAAGUCCCGGUAGUUGUGUGUUGCUGUACAAAGAAAAACUUGCAAACAGUGAUAACUUCCUGGUUAUUAAUAUUAGUGGAUGGAGAGGAACCACAUCUCUCAGAUGUUAUAUGUCUAAACAUAGCACAGUCCAUUUAUUGAGGUUGUUGGGAGGAGACAUUUCAAAAUAUGAUGUCAACAAAUUUAAGAAGGCAGAGGAAGAAUCUAAGGAUGAAGAUGCAAAGGAGACCGUAAAUGUGGAAACAAAUAGUGUUGAAGAGGUACCAGUAAAACAAUAAUUAUUUUUAUCUGUAUUUAUUUGGACGUUUUAAAUAGAUUAAGUUUUCAAAGUAUUGUAUACUUUGUCUAUACAAUUCAUUGACAUUAGUUAAGAAAAUAUCAAAAAAAUGUUUAUUAAAAAAACUAAUGUGAAACUUAUUUUAAUAAUAAUACUAUAAAGGUUUCGAAU